Molecule: messenger RNA, 1098 nt
Organism: Sclerotinia borealis F-4128
Lineage: Eukaryota; Fungi; Ascomycota; Leotiomycetes; Helotiales; Sclerotiniaceae
Source: the annotation of a GenBank genome assembly
AUGGCUCAAGUGCAACGAUCCAAAACUCCUCUGGAGAUUCUGCAAGGGUCGAUCAAUGCUGUUCUUAUAGAGACUGGCAAAGCUCUACGCGCAACAGGCCUAGAUGGGGGAAAGACAAUGGCCAUUUCCGCCAUAAGACUUCACGCAACCAUUCCAUCUAUAACCGAUAAUUUUCACCACGCCUUAGAUGAUCUUGAGGCUGAAAUCGUACGAGCAAAAUCGGUCAUAGGACGAGAUCUAGAAGAAAUGCGAUCAAAACGAAUUGCGGCAGAAAACCCACCUGCUCAAAUUUUCGAAGAACCCGCCGCACCUGAUCCCAUACCACAUCCUCUCACUAAGUAUCAUGAGGAUCUACCGGUGGCAACGAAGCAAGAAAGGACGAAAGAAACCACUCCCCUGCCAACGAUUUCGCUGGAAGAGGAAAAACCAGUCAGGGAUGAACCGUCAAAUGAAAUUUUACAUAAAGAUGAGAUGAAAGAACCCAGAAUUCUGUCUCCUCCAAGUAAGAACGACAACAAACCCCAAGCUAUCGGUCUUGGAAUAAAUACUACACUUCCAGUAUCUACAGAUAUCCCUGCAACUACCACAGCAGGCGGGCAAGAUUCUUCGAUCGACUCACUUUUCGAUAUCCCAGAUAGUGCUGCUAAUGAUGAUUCUGCAGCUCUUAACUUCGAUAACAUGGAUUUCACGAUGCCAGACGCAACCACAAAUACUCAAAGUCAAGACAAUGGCCAGACUCAAACUACUGAGUUUGACCUCUCCACAUUUGGGAACAACCCGCAAGAUUUCAGCAUGAAUGAUCUACAGCCUUCUAAUGAGGCUUCUAAUAAUAACGCAAACAUUACUACAACAAACAAUAAAGGAGAUAUGAUGGACGACCUCCUUAACAUGAAUACCGCUGCUGGCAGUGGCAUGGAUAAUAAUAACAACAACAUUAAUAAUAUGGACCUAGGCCUGGAUCUCAAUAACAUGGUUGGGGCAGAGGAAAGUGUAUUUGACGAUAUGUUCUUUGAAGGUGACGACGAUGGAAACGUAGGAGGGGAAAUAGGCGAAAUGGAGCAUGGGCAAUUUGACAAUGCAUUCUUUGGCAUUGACUAA